Molecule: messenger RNA, 366 nt
Organism: Rhincodon typus (whale shark)
Lineage: Eukaryota; Metazoa; Chordata; Chondrichthyes; Orectolobiformes; Rhincodontidae
Product: late histone H2B.L4-like
Exons: 1
Coding region: 1-366 (121 amino acids)
Cellular component (GO): nucleosome
Molecular function (GO): DNA binding; protein heterodimerization activity; structural constituent of chromatin
Source: RefSeq, a predicted model, not a curated record
AUGACGUGGAGCCUCAGCACAAACCCUUCAUGCAGUUACAGAGAGAUAUAUACAGUGAAGAGCAGCAAGAAGAGGAGAAAGUCCAGGAAAGAAAGUUACGCCAUCUAUAUCUACAAAGUGAUGAAGCAUGUUUACCCUGACACUGACAUUACCUCCAAGGCCAUGAGCAUCAUGAACUUGCUUGGCAAUGAUAUUUUCGAGCGCAUCAUGGGCAGACAUUGCUGCCUGGUCCAUUACAAGAAGUGCAGCACCAUCAGCUCCUGGGAAAUUCAGACCACUGUGUGCCUCCUAUUGCUUGGGGAGCCGGCCAAGCAGGCCACGUCAGAGGGCACAAAGGCACUGACCAAGUUCACCAGCUCCAAGUGA